AUGGUUGCUGCUUCCACAAGAACAUAUCUUGCGUUCCAGCACAAUGCAAAGUUGUACUCUCUUGCAACAGCAGUCCGAUCAAUACGUUCAGCGACUUCACUAGAAGAGGCCAAUCAAUCUCUGUUCAAGCAAAUCACCGAUGACGACCAUGUGGUUGUCACUGAGCAAACAAUCUUCCACCCUCAAGGUGGUGGUCAGCCCUCCGACGUAGGCAUCAUGAAGACAUCGAACAGCAUUUUCAAUGUCAGCGCUGUUCGCAUGGAUGCUGUUUCCAAUGGACAAGUUCUGCAUUUUGGACGUUUCGAGUCUGGAAACAGCGCAUUUGCUGAAGGAGAAACCGUCACUCAGGAGAUUGAUACUGAGAAGCGCCUGCUCUACUCAAGGCUACACACAGCAGGACACGUACUCGGAGCUGCAACUAGAAAACUACUUGAGAAGGAGAUCGAAGGAUUCGAUGAACUGAAGGCAUCGCACUUCCCUGACGCUGCAUCUUGCGAGUUCCAAGGGUCAAUUGAGGGCAAGUGGAAAGAUGCAAUUCAGAAAAAGGUUGACGAAUAUAUCGAUAGUGACAUGCCGGUGGAGAUUGAAUGGUGGGACGAGGAGGAUUUCAAAAAGAAUGGUCUUGAAAGACUUAUCACCGACAACCCCAAUGUUGCAGCAGGCGAGAAAUUCAGAGUUGUCAAGAUUGUUGGAGCAGAUACUUAUCCUUGUGGUGGCACUCAUGUCGACAGCACAGCGGCUUGUGGCAAGACAACAGUCAGGAAGAUCAGCAGGAGCAAGGGAACAAGCAGAGUUUCAUAUGCUGUUGCAUAG
Molecule: messenger RNA, 813 nt
Organism: Aureobasidium melanogenum CBS 110374
Lineage: Eukaryota; Fungi; Ascomycota; Dothideomycetes; Dothideales; Saccotheciaceae
Product: ThrRS/AlaRS common domain-containing protein
Exons: 2
Coding region: 1-813 (270 amino acids)
Biological process (GO): alanyl-tRNA aminoacylation; regulation of translational fidelity
Molecular function (GO): Ser-tRNA(Ala) deacylase activity; nucleic acid binding; ATP binding
Source: RefSeq, a predicted model, not a curated record